Ruditapes philippinarum (Manila clam) is the source of this 4090-nucleotide messenger RNA. RefSeq lists its product as uncharacterized. Gene Ontology annotation, cellular component: mitochondrial outer membrane. The coding region runs from base 266 to 3292 and encodes 1008 amino acids. The transcript is spliced from 15 exons. Lineage: Eukaryota; Metazoa; Mollusca; Bivalvia; Venerida; Veneridae. Gene Ontology annotation, biological process: mitochondrial protein catabolic process; mitophagy by internal vacuole formation. The record is from RefSeq and is a predicted model, not a curated record.
AAUUUAGCGACGGGUUGUUUACGUUAAAAGCCUUGUCGGUCGAAUGAUUAAUUAUCUUCCGGGUUGGUUGGGUAUUUUGUAAUUUAUGCUUUCAUAUAUCGAUAUUGGAAUAUGUCACAUGUAAAUAGUAGAUUGUGUACGGAUAAAAACACAGUGGAUAGAAAAAAUUGCCGUUCAAUUUCGAUUUUGAUUUGACUAGUGUAGAAACUUAUGUUAUUCGUUUUAUUUCAUUUUCGAUUUAGACAUAUAAAUUUAAAACGAGGCUAUGUCAGACUGUUGUUGCUGUUCUGGCACCAGGGAGGAAACUAUGCGUUUAGAUCCAACGGGCCGACAUAAUGGAAACCAACCAGUGACAACACAGCCACAGUCCACACAGAAGUAUACAAAUGGGACUCAUAAUUUGUGUACCAUGCCUGACAAUGAAGCAAAUAAAAACGCGCUGAUCUCGAAGGAAAGAGAACUAAAAGAUCUUCAAGCAAGGCUUCAGAAAGAUCAAGAGGAAAUUGACAGGCUCAAACAGAAAGUAAAAGAUCUUGAAACGAAAAGUAAUGAACUUCUUUCGAGAGAUCAAGAGGAAAUUGACAGGUUCCAAGCAGAAAAUUAUCAGCUGAAACAGAAAGUAAAAGAUCUUGAAACGAACAAUAAUGAACUUCUUUCGAGACUCAGUGCUGUAGCGAGCGCAAAGCUUACGGACAACAAUCCGAAUAUAGCGGAUCUGAGUGAUGUGAAUCGGCCGACAAAGUUAGCGGAACAAUUUUCAGAAUUAUAUGACAAUGAAUGGACUGACGCAUUUGAUGCUCUCGCGAAGGAACAAGAUGAGAGUAACAAUGACAAAGAAGCUUGUACAAAACUGCUGAAUGUAUUAAAUAAAAUAUUUUCCAUCUGUCACAAAAAGGCAAGCGGUGACCUGCAAAUGAUGAUGCAAAAGCUCUCAGUAGAGUUGUUUGGGAUGGGUGCGCCUUCUAAAGAAGUUAUGAGAGCCAUAAAAGAUGACAGGAAAAAGCAUUAUGCUGGAAUGGUGGAGCAACUUAUGAAGGAUUGUAAAUUCUCAUUCGACGAUGUAAUUACAGAAGAAGAAGCGUUGUUAAUUGCAAAGUUCAUAGAAAAAUGCGUGUCUGUGUGUUGGCUUAUGUCCAUACAGGACCCGCCAGUCUAUAUAGACGUCAAAAUUGAUAUGCACGGUGAACGUCUUUCUACAGACAUUUACAAACCCUACACAAAGUCUGGGAAAUUCAUAGAUUACAUUGUUUGGCCAGUGUUGUAUUUAUUUGAAGGAGGCAAUAUCCUUAGUAAAGGGAUUGCACAGGGAAUGAACGAGGUGGCGAGUGAUGAUAUCAUUGUUUCAAUGGAAGAGGAUAAAGCUUUAGAGAAGAUUGAUGGCGAUCUGGGAAAGAGUAAGGACAAUGAUAUGGUGAUGAAUGAAAACAGUGGCAAUGAAAUUAAAGAAGAUAGUGACAAGAUUCUUAAUAAUGAUCGUUUUCUAGGAAUGAGUGAGAAUGGGAAUGGAAAUGGAGAUGAUCAAGAUAAGAUGACGCACUUUUCAUUAACCGCUCUAUCUUAUCAUUUACUAAGCUAUAUCGGAAAAUCGCAAUGGGCUACUAGCCACACCGAUGCUUCCCGACCGAAGACAAAGCAAGGCAGAAAUGAACUUCUGGAAAAACUUCUUGCAUUGUUGACAACAGAUGUUCAUGACCUAGCAAACUCUCUAUGGGACACAUUAGACAAUGAUAAGGAUGUUUAUCAAGUAAAUACAACUGAAGUUGCCAAAUUAAAAAGAGAAAAUGAAGGCCUCCGACACGAAUUGGAUACAUCUCGAAAGAGUACAGAUAAGUACUCGGAAAUGAAAAAAAGGUACGAUGAUCUUGAAAGAAAGUUCAACGAAAGUGAAGAAAAGAAUAAAAAACUGAAAGAUAUCGAGAAGAACUAUUUGAGAUCCAAAGAUGAGUUGCAGAAAGCUUUUGAUAUAGAGAAACAGAAACUGCAACUAAUCAUCAAAGAACAGGGAGAUAUAAUUCAAGCUCUAAAGCAUGCAGAGAGCAAGACAAGCACAGAUCACCGGGAACGAUAUGGGCAUCGUAUCACUGACAAACAAGAAUCAGAGAGGAAUUCUACAUUAGAUAAACAGCUUAAAGACACAAGGGAGAAGCUCAGAAAAACUGAAGAAGAACUAGAUGAGACUAAAACAAGACUUAGCAAGUCAUUGGGAAAUAAACUCCUGGACAACAAUCCGAAUAUUGCUGAUUUAAGUGACGGAAACCGCCCUACGAAACUUGCAGAAGUAUAUCAGGAAAUUUACGAUAACGAAUGGACGGUAGCAUUCGAAAGACUCACCACUGGGCGAGGUGAUGACGAGGAAGCAGUAAUUUCAACAUUAGUCAGCAUUCUUGUGGAAACAAAGUCCAUAUGUGAAAAGGAGGCAGAACAACAAAUGACAAAAAUACAACAGGCUAUGACACAGGACGACAGAAAAGUGGAUGCUAAAGUUAUUUCAAGUAUUAGCAAACCAUUGAAGGAAUGCAGGAAAGCUGUCGCUGUAUAUUCUGCGAAACAAGUGUAUAAGAAACGCUAUGAAGACCUGAGAUAUUCCUCAUCAUCUACCGCUCAAAAAGCAAGACUUGUUCCGGAAUAUUUCGAAGCGUGUUUCAAUUUAUGCUGGCUAAUGGUAGUUCAAGACCCACCGCUUUCGUUUGGUCCUAAUAUCAGGCGAGGAGAUGUUUUUAAUACGGAUUUAUACAAAGCAUACACACAGAGAGGAAAUACUGUGGCGUAUGUUGUAUGGCCUGCUCUUUUAUUGCACACAGGUGGUUCAGUUCUUUGCAAAGGAGUUGCUCAAGGAAAAGCAGAUCAUUCGCAUCGACCAAACUCCGCACCAAACUUGAGUAAAAAACGUGAAUAUUUGAAUGAUGAAACGGUUGACUUCUUCUCUAGCUCAGACCGAUACAACAACGAACAUAAAGAUGACACAGUAGCAGAUGUUUAUGAAAGACAAGAGCACUAUAAAACCUACGGUGGAGAGACAAUUUACGAUUCAAGAAAUUAUGAAAGCCAAUUGCGUAGUCAUGAAAGAUUUGAUUCUUCGAUUAGCGAUCUGGGUGAUACAAGUUAUUAUUAUAACACAUAUACUCGGGAUCAAAGAUAUAACUUGACGAAGAAUUCGCGACCGUACGACAACUACUCGUCGACUUCAAUUAGUUACAAGCCUAGAGUUAGCCCUGAAUAUUCAUCACGUCAACGUAGUAGACCUUCUUACACACAAAAAACGAUAACGCCAAAACAAGCUUGGCGAUUUUGAAAGUCGGUCAUUUCUUGAAGUUUAAAAUGAAUUAGAUUAAGUAAUAGCUGGUUGACAUUUAUGCUAUGCAUGUAUAAAAACAAGUUUACAAUUUUAUUUAAUACCUUAUUAAUGAAUAACAUGACAAUAUGAGCUAUAAUGUAAUUACUUAUUUUAAAGUAUAAAAGGCAUAGCUACAUGUAUACAAAUACGCAUUAGCAUAUCUCGCAUUUUUAGUACGAGAGGAAUAACCGUCACAUGAUCUUGAAAUCAAUUGUUGAAUAAAGCGAUAAUUAUGCGAUACUUCUAUAUAACAAAACAAUUAAUUCUAAAAUAAUACAUCAGAUUAUAUUCUUUUAUUAUCUUUAAACAAAUCUUAUAUAUAUUUUGCUUAUACAAAAGUGUUUUUUAAUAUUUGUGUUUUAUAUCUUUAUCCAUUGACAGCUUUAAAUACCAUCCCCAUAUAUUGACCGAAGGUAACCCCGUUUAUUGCAUCCGCAUCGUGACUCUUAAGGGUCGGACCUUCAUCCCUCAUCAGUCUAACAAUAACAUACGCGUCUUAUUCAAAUAUGAUACGUUGACAAAGUGUUAGCAUUGUGUAAAACACAAGAAAAUAAUUAUUUCAAAACAAAAUAUGUAAAGGAGGUUAGAUGUUCUAAACGUCGAAAAGUAUAACUACAUUUAUAUUGAUAGCGACUGUUUUCUAAGAAUUCUACAAUUUGUACCGGGCACAAUUUAUUUGUGGUAGCUUCAACAACUCUUGCAGCUAUUAUGCCUUUAUUAAAACAUAAUUAUUUUUAUUUAUAAUCAUGAAUUAUA